Molecule: messenger RNA, 3457 nt
Organism: Epinephelus fuscoguttatus (brown-marbled grouper)
Lineage: Eukaryota; Metazoa; Chordata; Actinopteri; Perciformes; Serranidae
Gene: atp1a2a
Product: ATPase Na+/K+ transporting subunit alpha 2a
Exons: 24
Coding region: 85-3117 (1010 amino acids)
Biological process (GO): sodium ion export across plasma membrane; intracellular potassium ion homeostasis; proton transmembrane transport
Cellular component (GO): membrane
Molecular function (GO): ATP hydrolysis activity; P-type sodium:potassium-exchanging transporter activity; ATP binding
Source: RefSeq, a predicted model, not a curated record
CGUGGGGGCGGGAGGUCUCAGCUGUGAUGGGGCCCCUGAGCGCUGUCCUUCACAUUAGAACCUGCCGACGUCUGGACAUCCAGCAUGGGCAGAGGGUGUGGUGCUGAGAAUGGAGGGAAGAGGAGGAAGAAGGACAGGGACUUGGAUGAGCUGAAGAAGGAGGUGGCCUUGGACGACCACAAAAUAACUCUGGAUGAUCUGGGAAAACGCUAUGGAGUGGACCUCACACGGGGCCUGACCAAUGCCAGAGCUGUGGAGAUUCUGGCCAGGGACGGUCCAAACGCCCUAACCCCUCCCCCCACCACCCCGGAGUGGGUCAAGUUCUGCCGUCAGCUGUUCGGUGGCUUCUCCAUCCUGCUCUGGAUCGGUGCCAUCCUCUGCUUCCUGGCCUACACCAUCCAGGUGGCCACAGAGGACGAGGCGCCCAAUGACAAUUUGUAUCUGGGUGUGGUGCUGGCAGCCGUGGUCAUCAUCACCGGCUGUUUCUCGUACUUCCAAGAGGCCAAGAGUUCCCGAAUCAUGGACUCCUUCAAAAAAAUGGUGCCACAGCAAGCGAUGGUGAUCCGGGAGGGGGAGAAGAUGCACAUCAAUGCUGAGCUUGUGGUGCAGGGAGAUCUGGUGGAGAUCAAAGGGGGAGACCGCAUCCCAGCUGACCUUCGAGUGAUCUCCUCCAGCGGGUGUAAGGUGGACAACUCAUCUCUGACGGGAGAAUCGGAGCCUCAGACUCGCUCCCCAGAGUUCACCCACGACAAUCCUCUGGAGACCCGCAACAUCUGUUUCUUUUCCACCAACUGUGUCGAGGGUACGGCCCAUGGUAUAGUGAUAGGUACCGGUGACCGAACAGUGAUGGGUCGCAUCGCUACGCUGGCAUCAGAGCUUGAAGUCCGCCGCACACCCAUCAACAUUGAGAUUGAACAUUUCAUCCACAUCAUUACGGGCGUGGCAGUCUUCUUGGGUGUGAGCUUCUUCAUCCUGUCACUCAUCCUGGGCUACACCUGGCUGGAGGCCGUCAUCUUUCUCAUUGGCAUCAUUGUGGCAAAUGUGCCUGAAGGAUUGCUGGCUACUGUCACUGUGUGUCUGACUCUCACUGCCAAGCGAAUGGCCAAGAAGAACUGUCUUGUGAAGAACCUGGAGGCCGUAGAGACUCUCGGCUCCACCUCCACCAUCUGCUCCGACAAGACGGGCACGCUGACCCAGAACCGUAUGACCGUGGCCCACAUGUGGUUCGACAACCAGAUCCACGAGGCAGACACCACAGAGCACCAGACUGGUUUGGGUUUUGACAAGAGCUCUGCUACUUGGGCUGCUCUGUCUCGCGUGGCCGGCCUGUGCAACAGAGCUGAUUUCAAAGCCGGACAGGAGAAGUUUCCCAUCCUGAUGAGAGAGACGGCGGGGGACGCAUCAGAGUCAGCUCUGUUGAAAUGCAUCGAGGUGUGCUGUGGGAGUGUUCGAGAAAUGAGAGUUCGAAACCCCAAAGUGGCAGAGAUCCCCUUCAACUCCACCAACAAAUACCAGCUCUCUGUUCAUGAAGUGGAGGACAAUCCCUCUGGUCAUAUUCUGGUCAUGAAGGGAGCGCCGGAGAGAAUCUUGGACAGGUGCAGCACCAUUAUGAUCCAUGGCCAGGAGCAGCCACUUGAUGAAAACUGGAGGGAGGCUUUCCAGAGUGCCUACAUGGAGCUGGGAGGACUGGGAGAGAGAGUGCUUGGCUUCUGCCACUUGAAUCUGUCUUCAUCCCAGUUCCCUCGAGGAUUCACCUUCGACUGCGACGACACGAACUUCCCCACCGAGCAGCUCUGCUUCCUGGGUCUCAUCUCCAUGAUUGAUCCACCGCGUGCCGCUGUGCCUGACGCAGUGGGUAAAUGCCGCUCCGCUGGUAUCAAGGUGAUCAUGGUGACGGGGGACCACCCAAUCACGGCCAAGGCCAUCGCUAAAGGUGUGGGCAUCAUCUCUGAGGGAAAUGAGACAGUUGAGGACAUCGCUGAGCGACUGAAUAUCCCUCUGAGCCAAGUUAACCCCAGGGAUGCCAAGGCUUGUGUCGUGCACGGCUCGGACCUAAAGGACAUGAGCCCCGAGUACCUGGACGACAUGCUGAGGAACCACACUGAGAUAGUGUUCGCUCGCACCUCUCCACAGCAAAAGCUCAUCAUAGUGGAGGGCUGCCAGAGACAGGGGGCGAUUGUAGCAGUGACGGGCGACGGCGUCAACGACUCCCCGGCCUUGAAGAAAGCUGACAUAGGCGUUGCCAUGGGGAUCGCUGGCUCUGAUGUGUCCAAGCAGGCGGCUGACAUGAUCCUGCUGGACGACAACUUUGCCUCCAUCGUCACCGGAGUGGAGGAGGGUCGUCUUAUCUUUGACAACUUGAAGAAAUCCAUUGCAUACACGCUGACCAGCAACAUCCCAGAGAUCUCGCCCUUCCUGCUCUUCAUCUGUGCCAGUGUUCCUCUUCCUCUGGGAACUGUCACCAUCCUCUGCAUCGACCUGGGCACUGACAUGGUUCCAGCCAUUUCAUUGGCUUAUGAGACAGCUGAGAGUGACAUCAUGAAACGCCAACCGAGGAACCCCCAAACAGACAAGCUGGUCAAUGAACGCCUCAUCAGCAUGGCAUAUGGACAAAUAGGGAUGAUCCAGGCUACUGCUGGUUUUUUCACCUACUUUGUGAUUUUGGCUGAGAACGGCUUCCGCCCGUCUGAUCUGGUGGGUGUCCGUGUCAGGUGGGACGACCGCGACUUAAAUGAUCUGGAGGACAGCUACGGGCAGCAGUGGACCUACGAGCAGAGGAAGAUCAUUGAAUUCACCUGCCACACCUCCUUCUUCGUCAGUAUUGUUAUUGUGCAAUGGGCCGAUCUUAUCAUCUGCAAGACCAGGAGGAAUUCCCUCUUUCAGCAGGGCAUGAAGAAUAGGAUCCUGAUCUUCGGUCUCUUUGUUGAGACCGCUCUGGCUGCUUUCCUCUCCUACUGCCCUGGAAUGGACGUUGCCUUGCGCAUGUACCCCCUGAAGACCCUGUGGUGGUUCUGUGCCUUCCCAUACAGUCUUCUCAUCUUCAUUUAUGAUGAGGUCCGUAAAUUCAUUCUGAGGAGGAACCCCGGAGGUUGGGUGGAGCAGGAGACAUAUUAUUAACAUUCAGAAAAUGUCAGUUUGAAUUGUCUGUUUGUGAGUGUGUGUGUCUGUGUUUGUAUGCGUUCAUGUAAGUGUGUGCGUGUUUGUGAGGGGAGAACUCUGUGUGUGUGUCAGUUGUAAUAUUGCAUGGAUCAGUUCACAAAUCUGAUUAUCAUAAAAAAUACUGCUGAAAAUAGGCUUUUGAUUGUGCUUUGAGUUUUUCCUCUUUGUUUUCUCAGAAAACAUUUCCAGCAGAACAAUAGGAAUGUACACCUAUGUGCCUUACAUAGACUGUUACCAAACUGAUGUAUAACGGCCAUGUGAAAUGUACCAAAUAAAAUGUAUUCCAAAAUAUUCCUGA